AUGGGUCGGUCGCGAUCAGCCAAGCAGCCAGGCAGCCGAGCAGCGUCUAGUGCUUUCGUCUCGACGUGGUUCGCGACCCGGUUGAUAGUGUCCCGUGAUGCCAUUCCUUGGAUGAAUGUAACGCGUUGGAAACUGACUUGGCCUGGGUCUGGUUCGCCUGAAAAGCCUGUCCUGGACUCCUUGUCGGAGGCAACGAGACAAAGACUACAGCUUCGCGUGCCCUGCCCUGCCCUGCCCUGCCCUGCCCGAGACUGGCUGGUUGAUGCGACCCAAUGUCGUGACAGCGGCCUGGCCAGGCCAAGAGACGGAAGACGGAAGCUUGCGCAUGCGGAGUCUGGCCAACGGGGUGCAGAUAUGUAG
Messenger RNA from Ustilaginoidea virens, 360 nucleotides. RefSeq lists its product as uncharacterized. Lineage: Eukaryota; Fungi; Ascomycota; Sordariomycetes; Hypocreales; Clavicipitaceae. The coding region runs from base 1 to 360 and encodes 119 amino acids. The transcript has a single exon. The record is from RefSeq and is a predicted model, not a curated record.